GAUUAUUUGCACUUCGGGGGAGUUUUACACUUGGGGGUGGUUGCACUUUUCAGGGGCUGAUACUAUGUAUAUCUAUGAUUCCGCAGUACUUUGUGACCUGAACCCUUUCUGUGCUUCUCACUCACCACUUCGUCAUCUUCAUCCCACCUAGCUUGUGUGCCACGGAUACCUCUUCACCGAGUACCACUGCUUCGACUCUGCCUCUAUCAAAACAUUACAUCUUACUCGCAGCCUACCUACUAUCAGCUUGGUAAGACUCUACUCGGAUCAUCAACAUAUCGAGAUAUCUUCCCUCCUUCCUUCUUCGAGCGAGACCUCAGGAUCUUGGGACCCGGCCACCACUGAUAAGUCAGACGAUUUCCCCAUUUGGCAACUACACACCUCACACUACGUGCUCCACUACUCUGUGUUCGACGAGAAACACCCAAAAGCGAAGUAUAUACAGUAGCGAACGGCACCCAGUUUGCCGGAAUAUUCCCUUUAUUUGCCUUCGUAGAGCUCGACAACACUCGCCAUAAACAAAACUCACGCCGCAACCUUGAAAAUCGCAGGAGUCCGAAAAUGGCACCUUCAUCUGCCUGGAGCCAGAUCCUUCCCCUCAUACUCACAUUAGUCGUAGUGGCCGGCAUCAGUUUCGUUGUCUAUCAAGUUUACCUCUCAGCUCUCCAGUUCCGCGACUACACGGCUCAGCGCAUGGAACGCAAGAACCUUGCUUUUUCCAAAGACGGCGGUCUGCGCCUAAGUGUCAAGGACGUCAGCGACGAAACCUACCUGGACCAGACGCAAAGCUGGUUUGUAAAGGCGUGGGAGCUAGGUGUGGAGGAGGAGAACGCGAACAAAAAGAGAAAGAAGGGAACGUUCAGAAAGGCGGCUUAGAAUGUCGCUGAGGGAUGGGUAGCUGGGGUGUUUAGUGGGGUGGAUGUAAAGCCCAACGAGAAAGGAGACAAGAAAGAGAUGUAAUGGGCAAAGAGUGCCAGUAUGUGAGAGAGCAGACAAGCAGUACUAUGCUCAGGCUGGAUGACUCGAAGAAGCAUGCCACUGGUCCCGAGGGUAGGUGGGUGCUUGUCGAAUCUACGCUCGAGUCUGCUUCUGGAUGGGCUAUUAUGUUACCUUGGUAGCUAUUCUCAAGCACCUGACCGUGCAACGAACAAAUGCAUCAUGCACUACCCAUCAGAUUGUCAGAUAUUCAUGUCCACUGCCAUCAAAGAGUUAGGCCCCUUGACACUGUUGUCUCGCUCAAUAACGCUUGUUCAGCCUUGAUAUCUCCAGUUAUCGUUGCCUCGCCAGCCAUCAGUCCAACAAAUACUUCGAGAGCUACCUAUCAUACCGGCACAUCCUG
Neurospora crassa OR74A is the source of this 1339-nucleotide messenger RNA. RefSeq lists its product as hypothetical. The coding region runs from base 562 to 876 and encodes 104 amino acids. The transcript is spliced from 2 exons. The record is from RefSeq and is a predicted model, not a curated record. Lineage: Eukaryota; Fungi; Ascomycota; Sordariomycetes; Sordariales; Sordariaceae.